AUGGAUAGAUGCAAACAUGUAGGGCGGUUGCGGCUGGCCCAGGACCACUCCAUCCUGAACCCUCAGAAGUGGUGCUGUAGGGAGUGCGCCACCACGGAGUCCGUGUGGGCUUGUCUCAAGUGUUCGCACGUGGCUUGCGGUCGCUACAUUGAGGAUCACGCCCUUAAGCACUUUGAAGAAACUGGACACCCGCUAGCCAUGGAGGUCCGAGAUCUCUAUGUGUUCUGUUACCUGUGCAAGGACUACGUGCUCAAUGAUAACCCUGAGGGGGACCUGAAGCUGCUGAGAAGCGCUCUCCUGGCGGUCAGGGGCCAGAAGCAGGACCUGCUGGGGAGGCGAGGUCGGACUCUGCGGUCCAUGGCCUCGGGUGAGGACGCGUCCCCGCCGCCACGCACUCCUCAGGGUCAGCCGCAGAUGCUCAGGGCUCUCUGGCACCGGCGCCAGCGCCUGCUGGCCAAGACGCUGCGGCUCUGGUUUGAAAAGAGCUCCCGCGGCCAGGCAAGAUUGGAGGAGCAGCGGCGGGAGGAGGCCCUGGAGCGCAAGAAGGAGGCAGCGAGGCAGCGGCGGCUGGAGGUCAAGAGGCAGCUGCUGGAGGAGCUGGCUAGCGCCCCUCCGCGCAAGAGCGCCCGCCUGCUGCUGCACGCACCCCGCGCCUCUGCCCAGCGCCCCGCCGCCCGCAGGCGCACACCCACCGGGGGCCGCCACCCGCGCCGGACACCAGCCGUGGCUCCGGGCGUCACUGGCCUGCGCAACCUGGGCAACACGUGCUACAUGAACUCCAUCCUGCAGGUGCUCAGCCACCUCCAGAAGUUCCGAGAGUGUUUCCUGAACCUCGACCCUUCCGAAACGGAGCAGCUCUUGAACAGAGCCACCAGCAGGAAGGACCCACUCUUGGGCAGGCUGGCCAGCAGCUCAGCCACCGAGCUGUCGCCGAGGAGCCACAGGGCUGAGUCUUGCCAGCGGGAUGGUCUCUUCUGGAAUGGCGGCGCCUCCAUCACCAAGAGCCUAGAACUCAUCCAGAACAAGGAGCCCGGCUCAAAGCACAUCUCCCUCUGCCACGAACUGCACACUCUUUUCCGAGUCAUGUGGUCCGGGAAGUGGGCCCUGGUGUCACCCUUCGCCAUGCUUCACUCCGUAUGGAGUCUGAUCCCUGCCUUCCGAGGCUACGACCAGCAGGACGCUCAGGAGUUCCUCUGUGAGCUGUUGCACAAGGUGCAGCAGGAACUUGAGUCGGAGGGCACAGCACGCCGGAUCCUUAUCCCCUUCUCCCAGAGGAAGCUCACCAAGCAGGUGCUAAAGGUGGUGAACACCAUAUUCCACGGGCAGCUACUCAGUCAGGUCACGUGUAUAUCAUGCAGUUACAAAUCCAACACCAUUGAGCCCUUUUGGGAUCUGUCCCUGGAAUUCCCUGAACGCUAUCACUGCAUAGAAAAGGGCUUUGUCCCUUUGAAUCAGACAGAGUGCCUGCUCACCGAGAUGCUGGCCAAGUUCACAGAGACAGAGGCCCUGGAAGGGAGAGUCUACGCUUGUGACCAGUGUAACAGCAAACGACGAAAAUCCAACCCCAAACCCCUUGUUCUGAGUGAAGCUAGGAAGCAGUUAAUGAUCUACAGACUACCUCAGGUCCUCCGGCUGCACCUUAAAAGAUUCAGGUGGUCUGGCCGUAAUCAUCGAGAGAAGAUUGGGGUCCAUGUCGUCUUUGACCAGGUAUUAACCAUGGAACCUUACUGCUGCAGGGACAUGCUCUCCUCUCUUGACAAAGAGACCUUUGCCUAUGAUCUCUCCGCAGUGGUCAUGCAUCACGGGAAAGGGUUUGGCUCAGGACACUAUACAGCCUAUUGCUACAACACAGAGGGAGGUUUUUGGGUGCACUGCAAUGACUCAAGGCUGAAUGUAUGCAAUGUCGAGGAAGUGUGCAAAACUCAAGCCUACAUCCUUUUUUACACUCAAAGAACAGUUCAGGGCAAUGCAAAACUCUCCGAAACCCAUCUCCCAGCUCAGGUGCAGCCCAGCAACCAUACUGAGGGCAGACCACGGACCUUCCCCUGA
Molecule: messenger RNA, 2049 nt
Organism: Pipistrellus nathusii (Nathusius's pipistrelle)
Lineage: Eukaryota; Metazoa; Chordata; Mammalia; Chiroptera; Vespertilionidae
Source: the annotation of a GenBank genome assembly